GUCAGCGUAACGGAGGUAAGAGAACGUCAAACAACUCUUUGGUCAAAAGAAAGAAGCGCGCACCAUGGAGGUGAUUCCCUACAAGCCACAGCUGGUACUUUCGUGAAACUUUUGGAAAGAUUUCCGGAUUUUCCCCUCUUUACUACAUUAGUUAUUCAGAUUAAUACGCAUCCUGAGAGGCGCGGUUCCCCGCUGGCUGCUACUAGCUUGUGUGGCUGAAUUUAUUUCCAGUUGAGAGGAGUUUACACGUUGAGGAAAACGCGGCAGAAUGUUUCACGAAGAAACCACCACGCUACAGAAGCCACAUUAUGGAACCAUCGAGGAUGACGAGCGACUGUCGGCAGAGGAGAUGGAUGAGAGGAGGCGACAGAACAUCGCUUACGAGUACCUGUGUCACCUGGAGGAGGCCAAACGGUGGAUGGAGGCCUGCUUGGAGGAGAACUUGCCCCCCACCACAGAGCUGGAGGAAGGUCUUAGAAACGGUGUUUAUCUUGGAAAACUUGCCAUUUUUUUUGCCCCGAAACUGGUGUCUCAAAAACGGAUAUAUGACAGAGAUCAGGCUCGUUACAAGAGCAAAGGUUUACAUUUCAGACACACCGACAACACAGUUCAGUGGCUCCGAGCAAUGGAGUCAGUGGGCCUCCCUAAGAUAUUUUAUCCAGAAACCACUGAUGUAUACGACCGCAAAAACAUGCCCAAGGUGGUGUACUGCAUCCAUGCACUGAGCUUGUACUUGUAUAAACUUGGAAUUGCACCUCAGAUCCAGGACCUGCUGGGGAAAGUGAACUUCACAGAGGAGGAGAUAAGUAAUAUGAGAAGUGAACUGGAAAAAUAUGGUAUUCAAAUGCCAGCUUUCAGUAAAAUCGGAGGUAUCCUGGCCAAUGAACUGUCGGUGGAUGAAGCUGCUUUACAUGCUGCUGUGAUUGCCAUCAAUGAAGCCAUUGAAAAAGGUCAGACAUCCAUAACAAUGACUGCAUUAAGUAAUCCUAAUGCGAUGCUCAGGAAUGCCCAGGAAGCUCUGGCUCCAGGAUACCAAGAUACUCUGAGCCAGGCUAAGGCUCGUAAACGGGAUCAGUCCUCGGGGAGGCGGUCCUCAGUUGCAACAGAAGAAAGAGAUGUUUAUGAGGAGCUACUGACUCAACAGGAAAUCCAAAGCAGCAUUGAUAUAGUCAACGUCCAGACAGCAGUAAGACAGCUGAACAAAGCAGUGUUGGACCAAGAUGAAGCUGCCCUGCUGUCUGCUCUCAGACUUGAAGCUCUGGCUUUGUUUGGUGUCCAAGAGAAGAACUGUCGUUUGUACCUGGAACACUUUACCGCCUUCAGCCAACAGAAAUCAAAGGAUGGAGCGAGGUCUGUGCCAAUGGGCAAAGAGGAGAUUCAGAGAAUCAUCAGCUCUUGCAACGACGUUGCCGAGGCCGAGAAAAGAAAACAUGAAGCUGUAGCACGGAUCAAUGCUGCCAUUCGUCUUGGUAUUGCCGUGGAGACGGUGGAGGAGCUGAUGAAGCUUGAGGCACUACUACCAAUCGUUUACCAAACCGCUGCCAACCUUUACCAGGCCGAGCUUUUCAGUUUACAGCUGCAAGGAGGACGGUCUGGACUGAGUCACGAGGAACUCAGUGUCGCCGUGGAGAUGCUGUCCGCUGUUGUGGUGCUGAACGAGGUGCUGGACACAAAGGACCUGCAGGCUGUGAUUGAGCAGCUGACUGAUUCCCCUCUGGGAUUUACCAACAUAGACCACGACAACCUCAACAGGUAUGCUGACAUGCUCAUCAAAGAGCGAGCCGAGACUCUCACCAAGGGCCAGGAGUUCCUCUCGUGGAACGAUGUUCAGAAAUGCAUCGACACCAUUAACAUUCAGGUCCACGAGGAACACGAACGCAUCAUCGCCAUAGCUGAGAUCAAUGAGGCACUUAACUCAGGAGAUCACCAGCAGACACUUGCAGCCCUGCUGCUACCUACAGCCAAGCUGACGGGAGUGAACCCAACCACAGCCAAACACUACCACGAUGUCCUGCAGUACACAAAAUGGCUUCUCUGCCAGAACUCUGGUGAUGAAUCGGCGGUGCUGUGGCUCGACCAAAUCCAGGAGGCCAUAAUAACAGCCAAUCAGGAUGAAGAAGAGGCUCUCACAAUGGCUGGGUCUGUAGCUCACAUUAACACAAAAGUGACUGAAGGGGACUCCCAGAACACCUUGCUGGCUUUGCAGACUCCCAGUGCAGGACUCAGAGCCGUGCAUCCCGAGUGUGCAGACAGCUACCAAUACGAACUGGCACAGAGACAAACCAGUAAAGCUACUGAAGGCAGCAGUGAUGGUUUGUGGGUUAAACACUGCAUCAAGGACAGAUAUGACUAUUAUUAUAACCUGGAGACUGAUCAGGGCUCCUGGGACGAACCUGAAGGAUUUGAACAUAAAGCAGACCAGCUCAGCAAGGAUGAGAUCCAGAAUGUAGUCAACAGUGUGACAGCAGAAUAUAACAGGGAGCAGCUCUGGAUAGCAAACGAGUCCUACAUCGUCCAGCUGCAGGCGAGGAUGAGAGGUUACCUGGUCAGAAAGAAGCACGCAGCGAGGAUGGAGUAUCUCCGUCAGCAAGAACCUCAUGUAGUCAAACUGCAGGCUUGCUGGAGAGGUUACAAAAUGAGGAAAAUCUACAUAAGCAGGAUGAGUUUGCUUCAGAAAAAUGUUGAAACUGUCAUCAAGCUCCAGUCUCUGGUAAAAAUGUGGAAAGCAAAACGAAAAUACAACCAGAGGCUUCGGUUCUUCAGAGAGCACGAGAAGGAAAUAGUGAAAAUCCAGGCUUUCCUGAAGGCAAACAAAGCCAGAGACGACUACAGAACCUUAACCGGAGCUCUAGAUCCUCCUCUGUCGGUGGUGCGCAAGUUUGUCCACCUGUUGGAGCAGAGCCCCUUGGAUCUGCAGGAAGAACAGGAAGUGACACGUCUCAGGGAGGAAGUGGUCACAAAGAUUCGCUCCAAUCAGCAGAUGGAGAAAGACUUGAAUCUGAUGGACAUUAAGAUUGGGCUUCUGGUGAAGAACAGGAUCACGCUGCAGGAUGUUGUGUCACAUAGUAAGAAAAUGAAAAGCAAGAAAAACAAAGCCAGUAAAGAUGAUCCGAGUCCAGGAGGUGGACUGGGUAUAAAAGGUCUCAGUAAGGUUAAAAGAAGAAAACUGGAAGCCUACCAGCAUCUUUUUUACCUGUUACAGACAAACCCAUCCUACCUGGCUAAGCUGAUCUUUCAGAUGCCUCAGAACAAAUCCACAAAGUUUAUGGACACUGUGAUCUUCACGUUGUACAACUACGCCUCCAACCAAAGGGAAGAGUACCUGCUUCUAAAACUGUUCAAGACUGCUCUAGAAGAGGAGAUCAACUCUAAGGUAGAUCAGAUCCAGGACAUCGUGACGGGCAACCCCACCGUUAUCAAGAUGGUGGUGAGCUUUAACAGAGGGGCACGCGGCCACAACACGCUCAGACAGCUGUUGGCUCCAGUGGUCAAGGAGAUCAUCGAAGACAAGAGCUUGGGCAUCAACACCAACCCUGUGGACGUGUACAAAGCCUGGGUUAACCAGCUGGAGACGGCCACCGGAGAGGCUAGCAAGCUGCCCUAUGAGGUGACUCCUGAACAGGCCAUGUCUCACGAGGAAGUGCGCAGCAGGCUGCAGGCGUCCAGUCUCACUCUUCGCUCGGCCACAGAUAAAGUCCUAAACUCCAUUGUGUCCUCGCUGGACAAUAUCCCUUAUGGCAUGAGGUACAUAGCAAAGGUUCUGAAGAACAGCCUCCAUGAAAAGUUUCCAGAAGCCUCAGAAGAUGAGCUGCUGAAGAUUGUAGGAAACUUGCUGUACUACCGCUACAUGAACCCAGCCAUUGUGGCUCCAGAUGGCUUUGACAUCAUCGACAUGUCAGCGGGAGGGCAGCUUCACCAAGAUCAACGCCGCAACCUGGGAUCUGUGGCCAAGAUGCUUCAGCACGCUGCCGCUAAUAAGCUGUUUGAGGGCGAGAAUGCACACAUGACACCGAUGAACACUUAUAUAUCUCAGACGUAUGAAAAGUUCAGGCUAUUCUUCCAGUCUGCCUGUGAUGUCCCUGAACCAGAGGAGAAGUUUAAUGUUGAUGAAUACUCCGACAUGGUGACCCUGAGCAAACCCAUCAUCUACAUCUCUAUAGAAGAGAUCAUCAACACUCACUCGCUGCUUUUGGAGCAUCUGGAGGCCAUCUCACCGGACCGCAACGAUUUGCUGCAUGAGCUGCUGCAGGACCUGGGAGACGUUCCUGAUGUUGAGACUUUACUUGGUGAAGGAGCCGUGGACUCUAAUGACCCAAACAGAGAGAGCACUCUGAGCCAACUGGCUAAGACCGAGGUCUCCCUCACCCUCACCAGCAAGUUUGAGCUGCUGGAGGGAGACGACAAAGACCUGAAGACUCUAAUGACAAAGACUAAAAAGCUGGUUGUUGAUGUGAUCCGUAUUCAACCUGGGGAGACAUUGCCUGAGAUUCUAGAGACACCAGCCACCUCGCUACAGGAGUCGGAGCACAAGAAGAUUGUGGAGCGACGGGCGGUCCAGGAUGCUCAGACACCAGAGGAAAUGAAAAGCAGCCCCUGCGUUUUAGAGGACAGCCAGCUGCCUCUGGAGCAGAAGAAGAGGAGAAUCCAGAGGAAUCUCCGUAAUCUGGAGCAGGCUGGCCUCGUCAGUGCGACCAACAACUACCAGGACCUCAUAAAAGAUAUAGCAAAGGACAUUCGGUACCAAAGACGCCACAGGCAGAGAAGAAAGGCUGAGUUCAUGAAGCUGCAGCAGACGCUGACGGCGCUCAACUCCAAAGCUUCCUUCUUCCAGGAACAGAUGAACUACUACGACACCUACAUCAAGACCUGCCUGGACAACCUCAACAGGAAGAAUUCACGCAGAUCCAUAAAACUAGAUGGCAAAGGAGAAGAAAAAGGCAGCAAGAAGUGGAAGCCACAGUCUCUGAAGUACACUGCAGCUCGGCUGUAUGAGAAGGGGGUUGUCCUGGAGAUAGAAGGUCUUCAGACAAACCAGUUUAAAAAUGUUAUGUUUGACAUUUCGCCCACUGAGGAAGUUGGAGAUUUUGAGGUGAAGGCCAAGUUUAUGGGGGUUGAGAUGGAAAAAGUCCAGCUUCAUUUCCAGGACCUCCUACAGCUGCAGUACGAAGGCGUGGCCGUCAUGAAGAUGUUCGACAAAGCCAAAGUUAACGUUAAUCUACUCAUCUUUCUUCUGAACAAGAAGUUUUAUGGGAAAUAAACGAAGAAGAGAAAGCAGGAAUUCCUCCUUAUGAUGGGAACAAAUUAUUUAGAAUUGUCUUAUUUCAUCAGAUUUAAUUUAAUGGAUCACACCUGAAUAAAACGUUCUGAUUUUCUAUGUGCUGAUUGUAAAUGAAAUUUACUUUUACAAAUAAAAUUGUUACAAUAUUUAUGUUUUGUAUGCAAAACUUAUGAGGAAACAGCAGCGCGGAGCUGGAAAACGGCGUUCCAUCUGACAUGCGCAUACAGGAUUACUACAGUCUACCGGUGCCUUUUAAACAUUUAAAUGUUUUAAUUCAAUGUCAGAACUACUCUAUGAAUUUUUAAUACGUGGCUAUUAAUAAUUGUGUCCUAAUGCAGGUAAAUGAUGUGCCGAAUAAAGUUACUCCUGUCCAGAA
Molecule: messenger RNA, 5654 nt
Organism: Nothobranchius furzeri (turquoise killifish)
Lineage: Eukaryota; Metazoa; Chordata; Actinopteri; Cyprinodontiformes; Nothobranchiidae
Gene: iqgap2
Product: IQ motif containing GTPase activating protein 2
Biological process (GO): regulation of GTPase activity; mitotic actomyosin contractile ring assembly actin filament organization
Cellular component (GO): cell cortex
Molecular function (GO): GTPase activator activity; calmodulin binding; actin filament binding
Source: RefSeq, a predicted model, not a curated record